Messenger RNA from Diplodia corticola, 2262 nucleotides. Its product is annotated as ectonucleotide pyrophosphatase phosphodiesterase family member 1 3. NCBI's taxonomy places the organism in Eukaryota, Fungi, Ascomycota, Dothideomycetes, Botryosphaeriales, Botryosphaeriaceae. Gene Ontology annotation, biological process: nucleoside triphosphate metabolic process. Gene Ontology annotation, molecular function: ribonucleoside triphosphate phosphatase activity; nucleoside triphosphate diphosphatase activity. The record is from RefSeq and is a predicted model, not a curated record. Bases 1 to 2262 code for a protein of 753 amino acids. The transcript is spliced from 3 exons.
AUGGCGCCGCCCCGAUCUGUCCGACGCGGACGCCGCGAGCCCGAGGACACUGAGCCAAUGCUCGCAGGCUCCGACAGCGAUACCGCCUACGAGGACGACGACGACCGCUUCGACGCCGGCAAGACAUCGACCGAGCUCCGCAGGGAGGACAUGUCGCUUCUGGAGGAGGAAGAAGAGCGCGAGAAGCUGAUCGCCCGCAGCUCACCGGCAGGCAGCGCGAGGAAAGGCGCCCUGGGACGACUCUUCCGCGGUAGAGAUGGCGACGCCUCGACGGGGCUGCGACGUAAGUCCACGAAGGAGCCCGGCCGAGACCGCAGGCGACAUGUCCACAAUUCCGAAGAGAGUCGACUCAUGUAUGAUACCGAAGAAGGGGGGAGACUGUCGAGUGCGUCGUCCAGGGACUCUUCCGAGGUUGACGAGCAGCGGAUGCGCGCCCUGCUGGGCAAGAACAAACGGUCGUCGCGGCCGCUUUUCCUGCGUACUUUGGUCUACGUCUUCGUCGUGAUUCUGUUCUUCGUCCUGCUCUUUGCAGCGUACAAGGCGUCCGGCUUGCGGCCGACCAAACACUUUGCGACCAUGCUGCACAACGGCACAGCAGCCUUUGCCCCCACCACUAUUCUCAUCUCGCUCGACGGUUUCCGCGCAGACUUCCUCCAGCGGAACCUCACCCCGUCCAUGCAGGCGUUCAUCAACGAGGGUGUCUCCCCACCGUACAUGAACCCCAGCUUUCCCAGUGUGACCUUUCCCAACCACUGGACGUUGGCCACAGGGCUCUACCCCGAAGCCCACGGCAUCGUUGGCAAUACGUUCUGGGACCCCGCGUUCGAGCAGGACUUCUACUACACCCACACCGACGUCAGCAUGCAGAGCAAGUGGUGGGGCGGUGAUCCCCUUUGGUCGACAGCCGAGAGCCAAGGCAUCAGGACCGCCGUGCACAUGUGGCCGGGCUCUGAGGCCGACGUCGGCGAGUAUGAGCCCGCUCACCUCGACAAGUACAACGGCUCAGAAAAGCUGUCGGUCAAGGUUGACAGGAUCCUCGGGUUCUUGGAUCUUCCAGGCCCAGACAGCCCGCACGCUCUGGGAGACCAGCCUCGCCCUCAGUUCAUCGCUGCCUAUGUACCCAACGUCGACCAGGAUGGCCACAGGUACGGUCCGAACAGCACUGAAAUCAGAGGAACCAUCACGGCUGUCGACACCAUGCUCGGCAACCUGUUCAAGGGCAUCGAGGAGCGCAACCUGACGAACAUCGUCAACGUGGUCAUCGUAUCAGACCACGGCAUGGCGACGACCGACAUCUCGCGCAUGAUCCAGCUCGAGGACCUCAUCGACACGAACCUGAUCGAGCACAUCGACGGCUGGCCGCUGUACGGCCUGUGGCCCAAGAACCCGGACAACCUCGACCGCCUGUACCAGGAGCUCAAAUUCAAGGCCGAGCACAACCCCAACAUCGACGUCUACCUGCGCGACUUCGACAUGCCCGCGCGCUACCACUUCGCCAACAACCCCCGCAUCGCGCCGCUGUGGAUCGUGCCCAAAGCCGGUUGGGCCAUCGCCACGAAGGACGAGUUCGACAUUGAGCUCGGGCUGAAGACGGGCACUCCCUACCAGCCGCACGGCCUGCACGGCUACGAUCACGAGCACCCGCUCAUGCGCGCCAUCUUCAUCGCGAGGGGCCCUGCUUUCCCGCACCAGCCUGGCAGUAGGCUGGUGCCGUUCCAAAACAUCCAACUCUACAACAUCAUCUGCGACUCCAUCGGCGCCGAGCCCGCCCCCAACAACGGCACCCUCCGCCUGCCCCUCAAGCCCGUCGGCCUGCACUCGGACGUCGAGCCGGAGGAGACGCCGGAGGACCCCGUGCCCACCACUACGUCGUCUCCCUCUUCUACCACUUCUUCCGCAUCUGCGUCGGACCUGACGACCACUCUGGCCGGCCACGUUCUGUCUGGUGCCGCGUCUGCUUCGUCGUCGUUGUCUUCUUCGUCAUCGUCAUCCACGACCGCUGCUGCAACCACGGCUCCUGCGUCUAGCGAUGGAGAGAAGAAUGAUGACGACGAAGAAGAAGCAAAGGAGGGUGACGACUCCGUCAAGGAAGAAGAAGAGAAGAAGAAAGAUUGGUGGCAGUGGUUCACGGACAAGGUUAACGCGGCCAAGGGUUGGGCCGUCGACGUGGCGAACAAGGCGGGCGAUAAGGUCGAGGAGGUUAAGGGGAAGAUCAAGGGUCCCGGAGAGGGCAAGGAGGGGGAGGAGGCGAAGGGGGAGUAG